Zerene cesonia (dogface butterfly) is the source of this 4371-nucleotide messenger RNA. It is a transcript of the gene Prp39, whose product is annotated as pre-mRNA-processing factor 39. The coding region runs from base 284 to 3199 and encodes 971 amino acids. Gene Ontology annotation, cellular component: U1 snRNP; U2-type prespliceosome; commitment complex. The record is from RefSeq and is a predicted model, not a curated record. Gene Ontology annotation, biological process: mRNA 5'-splice site recognition; RNA processing. The transcript has 16 exons. NCBI's taxonomy places the organism in Eukaryota, Metazoa, Arthropoda, Insecta, Lepidoptera, Pieridae. Gene Ontology annotation, molecular function: protein binding.
UAUAGUAUCGUCUAUGGUCUUAGAGUUAAACUUACUAUAGAAUAUAGAAUUAUUCGAUAAAUGGAAUUGUAAAUUGCGGUGUUUCUGCGUGGUGAUAAGCUGAAAGAUAUUAUAGCUUUUACAACACACAAGAUUAUUGCGUAAAGAUUGCCGGAAUUGUAAAAUUAAAACUAAGGCUUUAAAGUUAUUAUAAGAGUAUUGUUUAUAACAAAAUGGACGACGAUACUAGCCCCGACUUACAGUGAAUUUGAAAUUUUUUCAGAAAUGUUUGUCCGAAAAUACUAUGGACAAUGACGAAGUACCACUCAUAAAUGAAAAUUCAAACGGAUUAUCUCAUUUACUAACAGACGGAGAAUUUAAUAGCGUUGAAGCCGCUGUUGAUGAUUCGUCAAUAUCAAACCAGGGUUUCCUUAAUGCAGUUGAAUUAUCAACUGGUAGCGUUGGUGAUUAUUUAGAGAAUAAUACGGAGGGUUUUAAUACCGACUCGUUUGAUGUGGGUGAUAACGCCGUUAACUUUCCUAACGAUUCUCUAAGCAAUGUCCUCUCAGAUGGAGAUUCUCGUCUAAGUGCUACGUUUAAAUGUACCGAUGACAAUACAGAAGGUAAUUCUAAAAUAAAUAACGACAGCGAAUUUUCAAGUGAGGCAUUUGCCAUGGAAGAAAACAUAGAGCAGAGCGAUAAUAACAUAAACAUGGAAAGCAACGGCGUAAUUGAAAUUAAUGAAAAUUCAGAAAGUAAUAUAGAAAACGAAGAAAAUGUUGUCCACCAGCAUAAAAAUGAUAAUAACUUGGAAACAAAGAACUCUGAUAAUGGUGAAGUGAAGAAUGAAGAAAUUAUGAAGGAAAAAGAUAUUAGUAAAAGCAUUGAAGCACAAGAAACAAAUAAAUCCAUUGAGCCCAUGGAAAUUAGUUGUACUUCUGAAGAUGUAAAGACAGAUAAUGCAGAGGACGAUGCCAUGUCUGAUAUGAAUAAAAAGUUAAGCACAGAAAAAUCAAAAGUUACUGAAUCUGAAAAUAGUGACAAAAACCAAGAUCAGGAUAUAUCUCCAAAGGUGGGUGGAGCUGAGGAAACGGAAGUUGUGUCUGAAGAUGAAUUGCCACUUGUUCAAAAGCCUAGUGUUAAGGAUGCUGAAAAUGUUUCUGAUGAUGAAUUACCAGGUCCAAAACCAGCAGAACUACCAGCUGAUACAGAGGUAGUUUCAGAAGACGAGCUCCCGGCUUCUAAAAAAGAAUCCACUAGAAAAAGAAAGCCUGAUGAAGAAGGUGAUUAUGACCCAGAGUCACCAACAGCAGAGAAAAAGCAGGCAGUAGCUAAGAAUGGUGAAAGUAAACCAGUACCUGCUGAAAAGCGAACAUCAGUUGAUGAAAAACCUAAGAAAAAAACAUUACCUGAAUUAGAUAAAUACUGGAAAGUAGUCAAUGAUGAUCCCACAGACUUCACUGGAUGGACAUAUCUUUUGCAAUAUGUAGAUCAAGAGAGUGACGUAGAGGCAGCUCGUGAGGCUUAUGACGCCUUCUUGUCUCAUUACCCAUAUUGUUAUGGUUAUUGGAGAAAAUAUGCUGAUUAUGAAAAACGUAAAGGAAGUAAAAAGAAGUGCCUCGAGGUGUUAGAAAGAGGUCUCAAAGCUAUACCAUUAUCUGUGGAUCUCUGGAUACAUUAUCUUAAUCAUAUCAAAUCAACCAGAACCGAAGACCACGUCUAUAUAAGAUCUCAGUAUGAACGAGCAAUAGAGGCAUGCGGUUUGGAGUUCCGCUCGGAUCGAUUGUGGGAGUCAUAUAUAAAGUGGGAAGCAGAAAACGGUUCAGCAUUGAAUGUGACCAACAUCUACGAUCGUUUAUUAGCUACGCCAACACUUGGAUAUACUUCACAUUUUGAUAAUUUCCAAGAGCACGUGAUGUCGGAGCCGGUGACGGGCGUGGUGUCGCGCGCGGAGCUGGUGCGGCUGCGCGGCGAGGUGCGCGACGAGAGCGGCCAGGUGCCGCAGCUGGACCUGCCGCCGGGCGAGGACGAGCCGCUCGACCAUGUGGCGUCUGAGGAGGAAGCGCAAGCAAUCAAAGAGCGUGUUAUCGCAGCACGGAGGAAAGUGCACAAAACGACCGGGGAAGAAGUCGCCGCGCGGUGGACGUUUGAAGAAGGGAUAAAACGCCCAUACUUCCAUGUGAAGCCUUUGGAAAGAUGUCAGCUGAAGAACUGGAAGGCUUACUUAGAGUGGGAAAAACAGCAUGGAUCCCUGAAACGCGCUUUAGUUCUGCACGAACGAUGCCUAAUCGCUUGUGCACUGUAUGAAGAAUUUUGGAUGAGGCUGAUAAAGUUCCUCGAGGAGAAAUCAAGCGCUCACCCAGAGCUGGUGGCGGUGCAGCGCGACGUGCUGGAGCGCGCGUGCACGGUGCACCACCUGGACAAGCCGGAGCUGCACCUGCACUGGGCGCACUUCGAGGAGGCGCUCGGCCACAGCGCGCGCGCCGCCGAGAUACUCGACCGCAUCGAGAAGACGUGCCCCGGCCUCGUGCAGAUACAGUACCGUCGAGUUAAUCUCGAACGUCGUCGUGGCGACUACGACAAAUGUGUACAGCUGUAUGAAGGGUAUAUUGCAUCGGCCAAGAACAAGGCUAUUGCAUCAGCUCUGUCGAUUAAGUACGCUCGGUUCUUAUUCCACGCGAAACUGGAACCUGCGGCAGCCAGAAAAGUGCUUGAUGAGGCCAUAGAGAAGGACCCCCUCAACGCAAGGUUGUAUAUGCAGAGAUUGGAUAUGGCUUUACACACACCUGGCACUCCAUAUGAAGAGUUGGAAGAGCUAGUGCGCUCGUACGAGAAGCAGGAGGGCGCGGAGCUGGAGACGAGCGCGGCGCUGGCGUGGCGCUGGCGCGAGCUGGCCGAGGAGGUGGGGCCGGCGGCGGGCGCGCGCGCCGCGCACCUGCACGCGCGCGCGCUCGCCCGCCACCUGCGCAAGCGCGCGCGCAAGGACAAGCACGACGCGCCGCCGCCACAAGCGGCUGCGGAGACGAAGAAAAAGGAGAGCGCAACGACCACCGCGAGCGCGACGACCGCGAGCACCACGUACUACCAGAGCACGGCCGCCAAUGCGCAGUCGUACGACCAGUCGUACGCGCAGCCGUACCAGCCGCCGUGGGGCUACCAGCAGCCACCAGGCCCCUACCAGCACCACGCGCCCUGGCCGCAGUACCCCAACUAUUACUAGCAUACGACCCACCAACGCGCGAGAUACAUGCCCCCCGACGCUUUUAACCCCCCUCCCCCUCCUCCCCGUUAAAACCUCUGCACUCUAAUGAACUGAUCGUGUGUUCGAAUUUUACAUUUUCAAGAAAUUGUAGUGUAUUGUGCUAAUAUAAACAUUGUUGUUGUGAACCUACAGUACUACAGUAAUUUCUGACAUAUUGGAAAUGAGAAUUAUCGAUAAUAAUUUAUAAUGCUGAGAUCUCAAAGCGAUUGUUGUGUACAGCGUCGCCUAAAUGUAUAUAUUAUAAACACAGAAUACAAACGGAAUGCAAAGUUUAUAGGAAUACAACUGGAAUCUGAAAUGAUCCAUAGAUUUAUUGUAAUAAGGCAUGAUUUGAUGUGUAUGUCUUAUCUUAGAUAAUAAUAAAUUGUUCAAACUUAUCUUAUUUGUGUAAUUGUCAUGAUUUAUGAGACAGUUUCUCUGUGUUUAGUGUCUUAAAUAGUUAUUGAGUAAAACAAUUGCUAUAUAGAAAAAGGCCAAAUCGUACUUUGUAAUUGCACCUGCAAUGGUCUAAUUGGAUGACGCAUUUGGCUGUGUUGUUGUAAUUGCUCUUAGCCAAUUGAAUAAAUUCGAAUAAAAUUAAAAUCGAAGUAUGCAAAAUAACACUUGCUAUGGUUUAAUAAAUAUAAUAUAAUAAAUAUAAUAAUUUAGUUUAGUAAAAGAAAUAUUGUACCCUAGAUUAUAACAUUAUCUUUCUUAUCUAUAAAGUAACAAAUUUUAUAUUGUAUCUGAACUUAAUCGCACUUGCACAUUUGCGAUUAUUAAUUUUAUGUCCUGUUACAUUAAAAGAAACACCAUUUAUAUCCAAUUUUUUCAUUGUGGGUGAGGGAAGACUUUGUGUAUAAUUAAUAAAUGUCGUUUUCGUAGAUAUUACUAACACAGUAGUUUUCCAGUUCUCGUUCUAUAUAAGAAGUACAAUAGAUUGCCACAUAGCUCGCCACCGGAUAGUAAAUAAUUUGUGUAAGAUUCAGAAGUACAGAAUAUUGCAAGAGGUGUAUUGUUGGUUAUUUCUCAUCAUUGAAUUCAGUGGAUUUUAUAUUUGUUUAGCUUUAAAUUUAAAUGUCGCAAUCUUAUAACUUAACAAGAUUACUCUAUGUAUGACAUUGUUUUAAUAUAAGAAUUUUAAAACUUAA